UUCCUCUCUAGUUUCUGCCUACAUUUUAGGGUUUCUGCUCCUCUAGACAACUGAGUUCAUAAAGAUGAUGCUUUCUGCUUGGAAUUUCUCUAAAGCUUCAAUGAGACUUCAGUAUCGAGUUUUCCAGGUCUCGUGGACGAGAAAUAGCAGUGAGAUAAGCUGUUCCAAGGACUCAAGUAAUAGCUCCUUUCCAGUUAGGUACACUCCCAAUAAUAAAUCUUUGAAAGAUGAUGAAGAACCCACAUGUUUUACACCCCUGAAACCCACCAAGCUUUCAAAACGAGCUUCUUUGAAACUUGAAGUUCCAUCGGAUAGAAAUACUACUGUUUUGAGUAAAGACCAAAAUCAAGCAACUUUUCCAUGUACAAGGUUUGAUGAAAAAACAGCAGGUAUUAUUAGUAAGUAGAAUAUCUGUCUUCUU
Molecule: messenger RNA, 421 nt
Organism: Impatiens glandulifera
Lineage: Eukaryota; Viridiplantae; Streptophyta; Magnoliopsida; Ericales; Balsaminaceae
Exons: 2
Coding region: 65-406 (113 amino acids)
Source: RefSeq, a predicted model, not a curated record